Messenger RNA from Marmota flaviventris (yellow-bellied marmot), 3915 nucleotides. RefSeq names its product photoreceptor cilium actin regulator (gene Pcare). Gene Ontology annotation, biological process: photoreceptor cell outer segment organization; protein localization to photoreceptor outer segment. The record is from RefSeq and is a predicted model, not a curated record. Lineage: Eukaryota; Metazoa; Chordata; Mammalia; Rodentia; Sciuridae. Gene Ontology annotation, cellular component: photoreceptor outer segment; photoreceptor inner segment.
AUGGGAUGUACACCUUCACACAGCGACAUUGUGAACAACCUGACAAAAAGUGGUGUUCAGUUUUUGAAAAAGCCCACAGCUAUUUUGCCAGGAUGUCAUGGGCGCAGUGGAAGAGGUUCCAUCCCUUUGCUGGUUCAGUGUUCUACCUGCUAUGACCCUUGGGGGGGCCUGCCCCAGGGACAGAGGCCAGCAGAGGAGCAGCUGAGUUCCAGGAAGUCCCAAACCACAGCUGAAGGUCUUGGUCAGCCCAUGGGAGAUAUGGAAGGACUGAUCUCAGAAACCAGAACCUCUCCAACCUGGCUGAACAAACCACAAAGCCACACUCCGUUCCAGACAAAAGGUACCCAUGGGACACAAGGGGCAGCCUUUCCCAGGGAAGAGAGUAUGGAAAGUACUACACAGGAGACCUCCAGGUGGGAAAGGAAGCCGACAUGCUACUGCUCAAGCAAACAGGGCCAUUGCAGCCAAACUAUCCUCCCUACUCCUGAAUCAGAAGGCAAAGUGGACUUUCCUGAACCCCUGGUCAAGGCCCACCAGCAGGCUUACACCUACCUGCACGCCAGCCUCUCCAAGUAUGAAGCAAUCCUGCACCUGGUCCAGCAGGCCAGCCAGACCCAGGGGCUGCUGCAGCCCAUGCUCAGUUUCCUGCUGCUGUGCUUUGAGGAGGUGGGCCAGCUCCUUGGGGAGAUCUCCAAGGAUGGAGAAGUGCUCCUCCAGGAAGUUAGGGAGGAUCUGGCAUGGCCAUUGAAGAAAGGAGAGCCCCAGGAGCAGCCAGAUCUCUUGCAACAGCUGCUGCAGUACACGGUCAGCAAGCUACAGGUGCUCCACGGCAUGGUGGCUGCCCUCACCGGGAGCUUCCUGGAGAGUUCCAGCAGCUAUUUCCACUCCACGGCAAGCCACUUGGAAAAUCAGCUGAGCACAAAGAGGAGUGUGGAUGAACGCCUCCUAAGGGCUCUGAGGCAACUGGAGAGCCUGGCAAGUGGCCAUGGAGACCCUGGGCUGCAGGAUGUACCCUUGUGCUCCGAGGACAGUGGCAUUGGUGCCGACAAUGAGUCCGUGAAAUCUAUGGACAAGCUGGGUAAGCAGGCCAGCUGGAACUUUGUCCCGGAGGCUGUAGAGUUGAAGCCAGGGAUCUCACCCCAGAUGGAGGCCCGGCUAUCAGGACGUGCCUGGCAGCAAAGUGCAUUCUGGAUGGGUUCGGACCGACCCCAGGACUGUCCAAGGCCUCCCAUUGCAAAAGUGCAUCCAACCUCACAGGGCAAAGUAAGGAUCCCAGGCCCCCACAGCACUGGCCCAGAAACUCUGACCUCCAGGCCUUCAGAGGCAAGCAAGAGUGCUUGGUGUGACUCCCUGGGGGCUGGGAUCCCUGUGGAAGUACAGCUUCCUAAAAGCUCCAGGUCUGGGGAGGUUCCACCCCUUAGUGAAAGUGAGAACAGCAGCCCAGACGAGGAGGAAGAUGAAGUUAGCAACAUGAGUCCAAGUGCAGGGCAGGAAAACGUGUCACCUUCAAGGCCACGAUCUUCACCUGCAGACUGGGAAAGCCCGUUUCAGUCACACUCCAGGAAGCUUAGGAGCCCCCAGGCCCAGGAAAUGAUUCUGAAGAUGAAGGAAGCCAUCAGUGAAAGGAUCAAGUUUGUCCCUGCACCUUUGGCGCACCAGGACUGGUCUGAGGAGGAGGAGGGGAGGAUUGUGGUCCCACGGAGACCUAGCACGGUCAGUGGCAGCAGGAGGACCCCCGAGAGGCAGCAGAGGUCCCAGUCCGAGACGUGCCUUAAGAGCCAUGUGGAGGACCCCACCCUCCAGGAGCUGCGAAGGGUCCAAAAAGACCUCAGUCAGAGACUGGAGGCAUUUUAUGCCCAGGGCGCCAAAAGGCAGGGACAGAGAAAGGAGCAGAUUGUGCAGUCCAGAGGAGCAGCGAUAUGGCCCAACAGCAACUGCAGGGUGAGCCCCAGCAACACCAUCAGCAAACUCAAGGCAUCCCUUACCAAGAAUUUCAGCAUCUUGCCUAGUCAGGACAAGAGCAUUUUGCAGAAAUGCAGUCCCCACUCUGAGGGCGAACAGCCCUGGCAGAAGAGAGCCGAGCUGCUGCCAAAUGCCAUUCCACCUGGUGAGAAGGACGAGACUCCUAGGGCCAAGGACUGCUUCGUCAGGGGCUCUCCCACCAGAACAUCAGUCAAGAAACUCAUUGAAACUUUCAGUCCCACUGAGAGUGUGAAGACACUGGGGGACUCCAGGAACUCAGGGUCAAGCCCCUGCCUCAGGAAGUGGGGAGUCCCCAUCAUGCCUCCCAGACUUCCCAUUUAUAGGGGCCUUGCUCCUAUGUAUACUAAGCCCCAAAUUUCUCCGACAGGAAGCAGAGAAUGUCUCAAGGUGGACACAGGCUGGAGACCUGUAGCACCGAUAUUUCCCCCUCUGCCUACAGCAGAAGCAUCCAGGAAUGAGGAUAUCUACUGUGAAAUAGAGGGGGACCCAGAGCACCUCCCUCCACCACCUCUGGAAGUCCUGAUGGAUAAAUCAUUCACUUCUCUGGAGAAUCCAGAAAGCAGAAAGUCAACAGGCAGCUCCCCUGAAGAGUCCUCAGUACCAGGGCUGGGACGGGCUGGCCCUACCAGAAGAACGUGGGCUUCCCCAAAGCUGAGAGCUUCCAUGAGCCCCAUUGACUUGCUGCCCAGCAAGAGCACUGCCAGCCCCACCAGGCUGUGCAGCGCAGGGCCAGGAAGCAGCAAGAGUGGCAGCAAUCUCAGGAAGCCUGUCCAGGAUCCGAACCUCUCUUCUGCAGCCAGCCCCAACCCAGAGGCGGAGGGCAGGGCUCACAGUCAAGCCCAGGGAGAGAAGGCCACAAGCUUCUCCAAGCACCACCGGAAGGCAAUUCCCUGGCACCACACCAGCCCCACAUCUGGGCAAAGCAGGACUUCAGAACGGAGCCUGGCCAGACUCACACGUGGGCCGCACUCUCCUGAGGCCUCCAGGCAGAGCCGAGAGAGAAGCCCCCCAGUAGUCAGGAAGAGCUCUCCCACCAGGGCACACUGGGCACCCCAAGUAGACAGGAAGCAGCGGGGUCUACCAUCAUCUCCUGGACCUGCUCAGCCAAGCACUGUGCUCAGCUCCUCCAGUCCACCACUUAGCCCUGGAGCUCCCAGCCCAACAGCAAGCCUUGGGAUCCUAAGCCCACCAAACACAAAGAAGCGAACUUCCCCGCCACCCCAGCACAAGCUGCCCAGCCUACCCCUGGGGAGCCCACCUGCACAGCCCAAGGUCUCCAGUCCUGCCCAGCACACGGAAGCAAGCCCCCCUUCCUCUGUGCCCUCCCCAUCCCCCCCAGGGUCCCCCUCUCAGGGAUACAAAGAGACCAGAGACUCGGAAGGCAGUCAAGCCCCUACAGCCAAAGCAUCCCGGAACACAUGUUCCAUAUUCUGCCCUGCCUCCUCCUCUCUGUUUGAAGCUAAAUCACCAUCCUUGACAGCCCACCUGCAGACCUCCACAUCACUGCCACCAGAACCCGGGGGCGCUCUUGGGACCCCAGCAGGAUGCUGGAGAAGCAGUUUGGAGCCUCGACUGAAGGCAGAUUCACAGAGGAGAAUGGCUCUAUGUGCCCUCAACCCUCUGCCUUUCGUCAAAAGGACAGCUCCUGCCUGCCACCCUGGUGUCUGGAUUCAGCUGCCUGGCUCCAGCUCCACUAGCUCCUCUUGGGAACCCCAGCUUGACCAGAGCAGCAGCAGUGAGGACAGCCCCAAGCUGAAUGCAGCGACUUGGAGCAGCCCCUGUGCCCCAGAACCGCAGGGUGGCGGCAGCAGGUGUGCAUCACCCCCAGAGCUCUGUGUGCUGGGCCAUGGGCUGCAGCCAGAAGCCCGCACCAGCCACGUCCAGGACAAACCCCAGCCAGAGACCCAGUCCCAGCAGAAGGACGUGGCCUGA